AUGAGAAAGCGCUUGCAUCGCCCCCUGAGCCAUGUUCUCCUUUUCUUCGUCGUCGCGUUGCUGCUCCAUCAUGCCUGCAAUUUCACAGCACCAAUGGAUGGCCGAACGGAGCGACGAUCCUGGAGGGCGCAGUCAAAGGCUGCAGAGUCGAUGUCCAGUCAAAGCGAGCCCUUGCAGCCUUUGCUUGCGAAUGCCUCCGAGCUCACCUCCCCGCCGGAGAGCGAAGAUGCAGAGCGAGGGAAGGGCCGGAACGGGGAGCUUAGGGCCAAUGCAUCACUUCUGGAAAUCCUGGAAGAGGCGCCGCUCUAUUCAGCAGCGCGCUCCCAGGCAGCUGCCCUCUUCGAUCGGCUAAGUGACAACGCCACCCUGGGCCUGAGCUAUGCAAGGAUUCUCAAAUUUAUGCAGACUUUAUGGGAAGGUCCGUUGAAACUCCCAUCACAGACGCAGAUGGAGUUGCACAACAACCUCGCGGCUUUCGUUAUCCUGUCAGACCGUGACAGGGAUGGCAUGCUGUCAGUCAACGAAUUCAUUGAAUACGCUGCUACGGUGAUCAGCGUGUCCAAGCGGGAUGUGCAUGCAUGGCAUGUUGAGGUGGUCCUUCGCCGAAGCUAUGGUAUUAUGAGCAGCUUUUUCCAAAACGUGACGAACUAUUCCUUUGACCCCGUGGGCAAGGCGGGUGGUGCAGUGAAUCGGUGGGUACAGCGGCCGACAUGGCAACUUACACUGCCGUUUCUUCUCAGUGCGCUCAGCAAAGUCGGGCAAGCACUGCUGGAAGUGUCGGACAGCAUUGACAUGCUGAGCAGAGAUGUAAGGUUCAGCUGCAGUCUCCUGGCCAAAGUCUGCCAGGGACGAGAAUUACAUGAGUGGGAGAAUCAUUUACUUCGGCGUUUCUUCAGUGAUGUCAUCGCUCUGGUUCCUUCAACGGCGAUCUGCGCUCUACCCUUGCCGUUGCCGGUGCACGUUUGCCUCUUUCUGGUGAUAAAGUCGUCGGCCCCGGCGCUUCUCCCGUCCCCGUUCUACCCUUCGAGGCUCCACUUCCUGAGUGCGAGGCGUGAGUUGCGCCGGCACCCAGACUUCAAGGACUGGACGCUGUACGGUGAGGAACCCUCUGAGGAGCUGGAUGCGGCGGUCCUGGAGGUCUUCGAAGCUGCGCCAGAUUCUGCAACGGCGCAAUCGGGUAUUCGAAAACUCUUCGAGGAUCUGGAUAUAUUUGCAAGUGGCAAUGUCUCGCACAGCAGUGUGCUGAGCGUUGUGCAAGCUAUAUGGAGCGGACAGCUGAACCUUGCGACGAAGAACAUGGAAGAUUUUCGCAUGGAUGCGUCGACGCUUCUGGUUGCUGUAGACCGCCGCCGUGAAGGUUGCCUCACUUUAGGCGAAUUCACCGAAUACAUCGAAACGUUGGUUGAAGUUGCCAACAACUACAAGGCCAGCGCUCUUCGUGACGACAACAAGGUGACAAGAUUCGCCCGCGACGUCUCUGACAGCGCGUUUACACUACUGCGCGACCUGCGGUAUGGCGUGCAUCUGCUGAAGAAGCUUGCGUUCAGACACAAGCUCUCCAACAUGGAGGGUGCGAUACUAAAGCGGACUUUCAAAGACUUGUCUGCGUGCUUGCCGUACUGUGCCAUCGCUCUGACCAAGUGCACUUAUGGGCAGAAGAUCCUCAUGGGCAUGUUGCUUUAUUCAAACGCCCCUUAUUCGCUUUUCCCUACGUCAUUAAGAAAGCCACGGCGACGGUUUGCCCGCGCUUGGGCAGCCAUUGCGGCCAAACAGCGGAGGCGAGCCUACCUGGGCUGGCAGCGGCUAGAGGACCGACAGCGACAGCUCGGAAAGGGAGGUGCUUUCAACUCGGAGCAGAAGGAACUCCGUCUGGAGAAGGCGCAAGGAGAACCUGAGAAGCUUUUCGAGGAAUUCGACGAAGGUAGUGGAACUCUGACAUAUGGAGAAGUGUUUUCCAUUCUUUGGCCACUUUGGGAAGAGGUCAGUCGCAAAAGCAGCGAGCCUUUCUUGGACGCAUUGGGGCUCGUCCUUCAGAUAGCUUCCGACAGAGAUGGUGCUGUCACCAAGCCCGAGUUCGUCGAGUUCGUGCAAACACUCACUGCUUGCAGCACCUCUACGCGCUUGGAGGAAGACCUGGCAAAGCCCGCGUUUGCGAUCGGGCCCAUUUGCCGCUACGCUGCUGCGAUCGCGCGCAAGGAAGUACGGGAGGUCGUGGACAGCGUUUCCAUGAUAAGUCAGGAUGUCGCAUAUUCAGCAGCUCUGCUGCAAAGCCUGCAGAACAAGGAAAGCAGGCGACGCAAGUUUCUGGGCUUCUCCAAGGUUGAGUGCGACGUCCUGCGCCGCACGGCGAAGGACAUUCUUCUGUUUAUUCCGAUUGGCCUCAUCAUCGUCGCGCCUUUGACCCCUGUUGGAACCGCGAUCGUCAUCGCUAUCUUCAAGCGAUUGGCACCCGCCCUGGUACCUUCGUCUUUCCGUCGCCCGCGCUUGACACUUCUGCAAGCCCUUCGCUGGUCGAGGAAGUCGGCGGUACCAGAGGAUGCUUAUGGCAAGAUGGACCCCUUUACCGUCGUAGCUUUCAUCGAGAGCGAUGGAGCCAGGAAAGAGAUUUCCCGGACACGCACAGACUGGAAUGCUGACAUGCAUCCACACUGGGAUCAUACUUGCCGAGGGCAGCCUUUCAAAAUGGGCUCAGCAGCGGCUGUGGAGUUCCAGGUCAUGGAAGGCAACGUGAUCGGACGCCCGACCUUCUGCGGCGCUGCGCAGGUGUCGGUAGAAGCGUUGCUGGGCGACCCUACGGCUUCAGAAUCGCUUUGUGCUUCCAAAUCUGGUGGAUCGCUGACUGGUCCUGUGAUGGACCUAGAGCUUCGGCUACCUUCGCAAGAGGUUCCUGCCUUCUUGACAUGGACUAGCUUGAAAGCCAUGAGCUACGAGACAGCUGAUUCGCAAAAGGAAGAAUUCCGCAAGUACUUGGAGAAGAAUGGCAUCAUCUCACAGCUUACACGAGUUCUUGUCGGCCUCUACGAGGAACCUGAGAGACCAGCAAACGCCAUCGACUACAUCAAAAAGUACUUGGGAGCCCCGACAGGUGUGGAUGUGGAGGAGCUACGUGCAGACAACGACGAACUCAGGCGACAGAAUGCUGAACUUGAAGCCAAGGUUGCCAGCCUGACGCAGCAGCUGAAAGAGCUGCAGACUGAGCAAGAAGAGCAGGAUGCAUGUUCCGUGCAGCUUCAAGAGCUAUCUUCUGACCUGGCCACGCACAGGGGCGGCAUCAGUGCGUACCAUGCGGUAGGUGACGAGGUGCAAGCACGAAAGUGCUUUGCUGGAAUGCGCAUGCAUGCAAACAAAAGAGGAUGCACUGAGACAUUGGAUCGGUGA
Molecule: messenger RNA, 3378 nt
Organism: Symbiodinium necroappetens
Lineage: Eukaryota; Dinophyceae; Suessiales; Symbiodiniaceae
Source: the annotation of a GenBank genome assembly